Molecule: messenger RNA, 386 nt
Organism: Paramuricea clavata
Lineage: Eukaryota; Metazoa; Cnidaria; Anthozoa; Malacalcyonacea; Plexauridae
Source: the annotation of a GenBank genome assembly
AUGGCUAAACGAGGAGAAACCUGGAGUGAUGAUGAAGUAUUGGCAUUAAUAUCGAUUUGGAGUCAAGAAUCAAUUUUAAAGAUGCUGGCAACAUCACGUAAAAACAAGGACAUAUACGGGAAAAUGAGUGCAAAACUGGAAACCCUGGGGUUCCAACGCGAUUUUACACAAUGUAGAACAAAAGUUAAGCACUUGAAAACCACAUAUAAAAAGUACAAAGAUGCACUGGCUCGUUCAGGGGCUGCAAGAGUGAAAGAACCGAAGUUUUUUGAGCAGCUAGAUGUUUUUCUUGGUGACCAACCUGAGGCCACUGGAAUUGAUGCAGCCAUCGAUACUUUGUCUUCGUCAAUUUCAGAAGAAACGGAAAAUAAAUCAGAUCUAGGCAA